This is a messenger RNA of Musa acuminata subsp. malaccensis (wild Malaysian banana), 1529 nucleotides long. The record is from RefSeq and is a predicted model, not a curated record. Lineage: Eukaryota; Viridiplantae; Streptophyta; Magnoliopsida; Zingiberales; Musaceae.
UAAUAUGAUGCUGUUUCAGCCCCAUUUUCAUUCCUACGAAUGCAGAAUGCUUCUCUUGCUUCUUUUCAGAUAAUAAAUAUUUUUGAUAGCAGAACUGUAUAGAUCAAUUGGGGAAGCUUCUUUUCAGAUAAUCUGCCAUUGAUGCAAUUGAUUCGAUUUCACACUCUUCACUUAAUUGAGGAAAACAAAAAAUUACAUAUGUAGUAAACUGGAAAACACAAAUGAUUUCCUCCUGCAGUCACUGGGAAGAACAUAGAUGAUUAAUUUGGUACAAGUCCAACAACAUAGCAUAGCAUGGAUUAAGGACCUUGGUAAGCAAUCUAUGGUGAGUCUGCUGAGGCUUCAUGGAUCUUCCAAUUUGUCUAGCUGAAUGCAACAUGUGAUAAAAACAUCAAUAUCUUUUAGACUAUUCAAGUUUAAGAUCUGUCAAAGAGUCUUGCUUUCUGAUUUCCAUAUGUGGCAUGCUUGCAAGAUACCUGACUGGUGAAUGCCCUCUUACUUUGAUCCAUUUUAAUGGGUCUUUCCAUUUGCGAUAUGCUUCCAUCAGCAGCAGGCAGGUCUUUGGUAUCAGUAAAGACUGAGCUAUCAACUGUGUUACAUUUUGCUUCUGCUAUUCCUGCAUGCAAACAUUUUCAAGCCAGUAGGUUUUGCCAACAAGUGCUGUUAAUAGUAGGCACUUACUAUUUGAUGUAGAACACUUGCUCUUGUCUUGUGCUAUCAGGACUGUUGCUGAGAUGCUUGCAAAGGCACUAGAUUGCAGCUUUCUUGAAGCUGAUGACUUCCACUCACAGGCAAACAAAGACAAGAUGAGAAAAGGGGUUCCGCUUACAGAUGAAGAUCGAUUCCCAUGGCUUGAAGCACUCCGCGAUGUGGUCGGGAAGAUCAUGAGCUCCAGUAAAAAUGUAACUCUUACCUGUUCUGCACUGCAGAAAAAGUACCGGGAGAUCCUCAGGUCAGCCGAUGCCGAUUACAAGCCGGGACAGUACACCAUCUGCAGGGUGAAAUUUAUAUGCUUAGAGGCUCCAGUGGAAGUAAUUGCAGACAGGAUCAGGAGAAGAUCAAAAGAUGGGAAGCAUUUCAUGCCUGUUUCUCUGUUGCAGUCCCAGUUGGACCUGCUUCAGAUUGAUGAAGCCGAAGGGGUGAUUAGGGUUGAUGCCACCAUGAGCCGUGAAGCCAUUUUAGAGAGCAUACUGACAAGCCAUUUUUGAUGACAGAAGUGGGCAGCUGAUUGUUUGAAGUGAGAAUAAAGCUUAAUAGUUCUGCUAGUGACUGAAGGUAAUAAGCUGGCACGCAUAGCAUAGCAUACAGUUGAUAAAUUUGAUGGUUUGGUGUCGACUGAUGACACCAGUUAAACAUGAAUAAUCAUCUCUUGCUAGUGAACUCAUUUCAAUUGCCAAAGCAGGAUAAGUAUUUAUUAGACACUAGUGGAACAUUUUCUCCAUCAUACGAAGUGAUUGCUAAGUACAACUUCAGAUGAUGUUAUCUGUUCCUUUGGAAUAAUUAAUGAUUUUAAGUUCAAUGUAAUUGAU